This is a messenger RNA of Cloeon dipterum, 1726 nucleotides long. RefSeq names its product L-serine dehydratase/L-threonine deaminase-like. Bases 690 to 1673 code for a protein of 327 amino acids. Lineage: Eukaryota; Metazoa; Arthropoda; Insecta; Ephemeroptera; Baetidae. Gene Ontology annotation, molecular function: threonine deaminase activity; L-serine ammonia-lyase activity. The record is from RefSeq and is a predicted model, not a curated record. Gene Ontology annotation, biological process: L-threonine catabolic process; L-serine catabolic process. The transcript is spliced from 5 exons.
AAAAAUGUUUCACCAGGUCCGCAAAAACGACUAUUAUGAUUAAAGAAAGAAUUAUUUUGCUUGACUUUGGAUUAGCAUUUGAAAAGUUGGCGGUGAAGUUUGAAUCGGCCCAACUCAUCCAACACAAAUUGGCAAAGUCAACAUUAUUUAUUAAAAGAUCGAACUAACGACAUUAAGUGGUUUUCAGAAUUAAAUAAGGUGUACCUUAACUUGCCCAAAUAAGGUUUUCUGUAAGUGUCCAAAUUUAAACUACCCAAAUUUACAGUGCCUGAAAAAAUAUCAGAAUAAAACUAACCAAAAAAGCAAUAAUAAAAAGCUUUUAUAGCAUCGCCAAAAAACACAAUUGGUUUUUAGUUAAAAAUCUUUUCUUUGACAAAAAUUGCUGAUUAUUUCUGAAAACCAUUUUAAUUUAUUUAGCUUGAUUUUUCAUAUUGUUUCACACUUAAAUUAAAAAAAAUAGAAUCCAAAGAUCCAGUCCGAAAAUCGCAAGCUGUUGACAAGCUAUUAGGCAUAGCCACAAUGUGCCGUGUCUUACGCAACAGAGACGCUGCCUGCUGCCUCACUCAGCGCAUAAGGACCCCAUCAAGUAGGAAGAUAAGAUUGAGAUGAGAGAAAGAGAAAGAGAGGUAUAAGCGAAUUGACCUUGGCAUCAGCCAGUUGGCUUUUCGGUUGCUAAACAAAAACACACCAUGUCUGACAUAAGAAACUCAAUAUUCAUCGAAACUCCGCUGGUUUUGAGCAAGAAGCUGAGCAAGCUGAUCGGCCACGACUUGUACCUCAAGUGCGAGAAUGACCAACCCUCCGGCGCGUUCAAACUCCGAGGUAACAGCUACCACAGUCAAAAGGAGGUGGAAAGGGGCUGCAAAAGACUGAUCACCGCCUCCGGAGGUAACACGGGCCUGGCGGUCACGUGGUCAGCCAUGGCGCUGGGGGUGCCGGUGUCGGUGUUCAUCCCCAAGAGUACGCCGAAAAUGGUCAUCGACAAGCUGACUGAGCUCGGUGCCGACGUCGUCGUGUUUGGCGAUGAUUUCAAAAUGGCUAAUGAACGGGCUCUUGAGGAGGGGAAGAAACCUGGGCAAUCCUACAUCCACCCUUUCAACCACCCAGAAACCUGGCAAGGCCAUUCAACAAUAGUGGAUGAAGUCGCGCAGCAGUUGGGCAAAGGCGUUCGGCCAGGCUGCUUCAUUGCGUCGAUUGGAGGAGGAGGUUUGGUAAAGGGGUUGCUAGAUGGAAUGAACCGACACGGAUGGUCUGACGUGCCCCUCGUGGCGGUUGAAACUGAAGGUGCCGACUGUGUUCGUAGGGCGUUGCAGGCAGGAAGACCAGUGGAAAUGGACAAAAUCACCAGCAUCGCCGUCACACUUGGAUCGAACACGAUUCUGCCGGCCCUGUUUGACCAGCUUCCUAAGCACAACGUCAUUCCGCUAGUAGUUACUGACAAACAGGUGGUGCAGAGCUGCAUUAGGUUUGCCGACGACCACAGAAUUUUGGUGGAACCGGCGUGUGGCGCAGCCCUUUCUGUGGUCUACUUCGAUAUGCUAAAGGAUCUACUACCAGAGGCCCCGAAUGGACCAGUGGUGCUCAUCGUUUGCGGAGGGGCUGGAGUUUCCCUCACCCUGCUGCAAGAGUGGGCGCAAAAGUUCAACCUCGACUUUCCCUACAAGGAGAAGUGAAAUCUCUUCUAUACAUAAUAAAACAUUGCCCACAUCGAAUUCAAUCAUGAAUA